Molecule: messenger RNA, 1597 nt
Organism: Paramecium sonneborni
Lineage: Eukaryota; Ciliophora; Oligohymenophorea; Peniculida; Parameciidae
Source: the annotation of a GenBank genome assembly
UAUGAAUAUAAAGCAAAAAGUGUACAAACUAAUCAAAGGCUGUGACUUUUAUGGAGUUGAGAUUGGACUCAAUUAUAGACAACAUAAAUCAUAUAAAACUUUCUAUGGGGGUAUGUGGUCAUCUAUUGUUGCUUCCUUAAUCGCAGCUCUUUGUAUUUCUUAAUUCUUAGAUUGCAUUUUCUAUCUAUCUCCAGAAAUUCAUGAGUACACUAAAGAUGCUGGAUCUCUGUCUAAAUUAUUUGAAUCCACGACUUUUCAUUCCAUCUUAUUGAAUCUUGAAAAUGAAGGAAUUGUAACUACUCAUCAUCUUAACAAUCAAGAAACACUUAUAGAUAUUCAUUCAUUUAAAUUUGUAGCUAUAUCAAUUCCAACAAUACAUGAAGACAUUUAUGAUGUUGACAAUCCUAUUAAAAUAGGAUAAUCAUAAAAAAUUCUUAGAUAAGUUGUUUAAAAUCAACAAUUAACCAUUCAACUAUAAAUGAAAAUGUUAGAAUACUCAACAGACUAAGGCCUUCUAUGGGAAAUCCUGAAAACACAUGAUCAAUUCUAUUUAGAAUAUACAGAUACUUACUAUUCACAGAGUGAUUCUACUAGUUUAAGAUUAAUUCUAACAAUAAAGUACACACAAACUGUACUUAGGUAGCCCAAUAAUUAAACACGUGGAUCGAAGUUACAAAAGAAUCUAUAGAAUCCUAUCAAUAACUGGUGGUCUAGUUAAAGUUCUUAUGUUCGUUGGCAAAUUGUUUAGUAAACCAAUUACAAGAUUAAAAUUUUAAAUAUCUUUCCUCAAUCAAUUUUUUAAUUUUGGAUCAACUAAACAUUCUAGAUCCUUUUAUCCACUUAAUUCUUAAGCCUAUAGUCAGAAAUUAUUAAGAAUGCAGACUCUCCAUUUAGAUUCAAUGAAACUUAAUUAAUAAAUUUCACCAAUCAAAGAAUUAAAUAAACAACCUACUAAAAUGAUUAAAAGUAUUCUUAAAAGAUACUCUAAAAGAUAAAAAUAAAAUGAAGAUCCCGAACUCAAUAUAAAUGAGGCAAUUAUUCAAGAAGAAAAUCAAGAUGUAGAUGAACUCAUUGCUAAAUAUUUUCAACCAUAAGAUAUAAGAUUGAAAUUAUAGAGUAUUUAAUAUGUCAAAUACUUUUUUGGAUUUACAGGAUAAUUAAAAAAAAGAAUUAAAUAAUUAAGAUAGAAUCUUGAAAUUGUUAAUUAAAAAACUGAUAUAAUUUAUGUUUUCAAUAAACUUUAAGAAUUGGAAAAGUUAAAAUAAGUACUCUUAGAUGAAGAUCAAUUGAAUUUAUUUGAAUAUAUUCCGAAACCAAAUAUUGACUUACAUUAACCAAAAUAAGAACCUAAACAUAAUACAAUUGUGAAAGCAUCUCAAGCAUUUAGUUCAUUUUAAAUAAUAAAUGAAAGAGAGAAAAAGUCUAGAAUUGAUAAUGCUCUUAUAAAGAUGAUAGAUGCUAAUAUAAAAAAGUAUUUUAUUGCAAGUUCAGGUUGCAUUUCAUUUGCACGAAAUACAAAUCCUAAAUUUUCAUAUAUUAGUCCAAAUUCAAGUCCUAGGAGAGAAAACUCAGAGAAAUCGGAAAAUUUAAAACAUGA